Seriola aureovittata is the source of this 12080-nucleotide messenger RNA. RefSeq names its product exostosin glycosyltransferase 1b (gene ext1b). Gene Ontology annotation, cellular component: membrane. NCBI's taxonomy places the organism in Eukaryota, Metazoa, Chordata, Actinopteri, Carangiformes, Carangidae. Bases 1221 to 3443 code for a protein of 740 amino acids. The transcript is spliced from 11 exons. Gene Ontology annotation, molecular function: glycosyltransferase activity. The record is from RefSeq and is a predicted model, not a curated record.
ACACAAAACACACUGUGUCAAUCCAUUCUCCUUUUUUUCUCCUCUCUUUUUUUUUGUUGUAGAGGGUGCUUUGCUCUCCGGCAACAUCUUCAAACAACUUCUACAGGCUUAACAAUUAGAUAAUUUGCACAUGCGGAGGACUCCGGUUAUGAAUGGGUGCAUCCCCUCAAGUCCCGCCUCUUCCGUUCCCACAGACGGACCAAUCAGCGGCGGCGGUGCGCAUCGGUGGGACGUCACGUCAGCUGCCGUCGUGUCGGGAUUGGAAUGUUACCGACUAACAAUCGGAACAACUGAGCACUCGGUAAUUGGACACUAGGCUCAAGGAAUCCCGUCUUUUUGAACAUUUUCUCAGCCAUUGACCCGGUCUUGAGGUUCGCGUUUGUUCGCCUCGUGUCGACCGGCUAACUUCGCCCGCUGCGUGGCUCCCCGCCGAUGAGGUUUUUAUUUUAUAUCAGCGAGCGUGUGUGUGGAGGUUGUAAUAAAUAAGAAGAGAAAUGCAGGGAUUCGUCAGGUUACAGUUGUACCGCUGAGCUGCCCCUGCGCUACGACGCUGCCCCUCCGUUUUCUUGCCUCUCUUCACACGGGACCAUGGAGUGAUAAAAGAGGAGGGGGGGGAUAGGACGGAUUCACCCCGAGGCAUUUGGAUCGGAGCGCGGCGGCCACACCGACGGGCUUUUUUAUUUUUCUUUCUUUCUUUCUUUUUUUUACACUCCCCGGUCAAUGUGUUACCGAGUUUAACAUCCAAACCGGGGUAUACCUUUCCGUCUGGGAGAGCCUCGGGGACCCCUGCCGCUGUUCAUCUGUGAGGGAGAGAGAGUUCCCAGACGGUUCUCGGACAGUUUUCCAUUUGAAUAGCCCCACACACACAGCCAGCCUGAAUGAGGGUGAGAAGAAGCGCAGGGGAAGAGAGUCGCUGCAUAUGAUUGUGUCCGAGAGGGUCCGGGCAGCACUGAUCUUUUUAGGUGCGCCCAAGCCCCGCUGUAGGCGCUGCGCGAUAUGGUGAAACUCUACAGAAGAGGGAGAAAGGGACACUACUUUUAAAAUCGCCCACAUGCACUGGAUCAAUUGCUGGAUUUGGGAACCGAAUACGCAGAAGGGGGGUUGGGGAUCCGUGGAGGCUGCCGGAGGAUGGAGCGGUGUAGCCGGGGUUGGUGAGAGCCUAACUUCGGGCCACUUUACAUUUCUUAUUCCUAAACAACUCGCCCCUGUUCCCAGGACACAUGCAGGCCAAAAAACGUUACCUGAUCCUGCUCUCAGCCGGUGCAUGUCUAGUGCUUCUCUUCUACCUCGGAGGGGUUCAACUUCCAGCGGCGAGCAGGAGCCGGCAUGACCGCAGCCGAAAUGGGUACCGGCCCGACCAGCCCUGGCCUCACUUCUCGGACCCUUUACACCCUUUCGUGCCCUGGGAUCAGACGGAGACCGAGGAGUACAACCUGCACAUAUCCCCGAGGCAGAAGAGGGACGUCAACACGAGUGUUUACAAAGGCAAACGGUGCCGCAUGGAUUCAUGCUUUGAUUUCUCUCUGUGUCAGAAGAACGGAUUCAAAGUUUAUGUUUACCCGCAGCAGAAGGGGGAGAAGAUCUCAGAGAGUUAUCAGAAUAUUUUAUCCACCAUUGAGGGGUCGAGGUUUUACACCUCAGACCCCGGACAGGCGUGUCUCUUCGUCUUGAGUCUGGACACUCUGGACCGGGACCAGCUGUCCCCGCAAUACGUCCACAACCUGAAGACCAAGGUCCAGAACCUGCCCCUGUGGAACGACGGCAGGAACCACCUUAUAUUUAACUUGUACUCGGGGACGUGGCCGGACUAUACGGAAGACUUGGGCUUUGACAUCGGUCAAGCCAUGUUGGCCAAAGCCAGCAUCAGCACCGAGAACUUCAGGCCCAACUUCGACGUGUCCAUACCCCUCUUCUCCAAGGAGCAUCCGAGGACCGGCGGAGAGAGGGGGUACCUCAAGUACAACUCCAUCCCGCCUUUUAGAAAGUACAUGCUGGUGUUCAAGGGGAAGCGCUACCUGACCGGUAUCGGCUCGGACACCAGGAAUGCCUUAUAUCACGUCCACAACGCCGAGGAUGUGGUGCUGCUCACCACCUGCAAGCAUGGCAAAGACUGGCAGAAGCACAAGGACGCGCGCUGUGACAAGGACAACGCAGAGUAUGACAAGUACGACUACAAGGAGAUGCUCCACAACUCCACCUUCUGUUUGGUGCCCCGUGGCAGACGACUGGGCUCCUUUCGCUAUCUUGAGGCACUGCAGGCUGCGUGUGUGCCGGUGAUGCUGAGUAACGGCUGGGAGCUGCCUUUCUCCGAGAUCAUCGACUGGAACACAGCCGCAGUCAUCGGCGACGAGAGGCUCCUGCUGCAGAUUCCAACCACGGUGCGCUCCAUCCACCAGGAUAAGAUCCUGUCCCUCAGACAGCAGACUCAGUUCCUCUGGGAGGCCUACUUCUCCUCUGUGGAAAAGAUAGUGCUGACCACACUGGAGAUCAUCCAGGACCGUGUGCUGGAGCACGGCUCCAGGAGCAGCCUGAUGUGGAACAGCCACCCUGGGGGACUCUUCGCUCUGCCGCAGUACUCUGGAUACCUGGGAGACUUCCCUUUCUACUACGCCACACUGGGCAUUAAACCGUACCCCAAGUUCACAGCGGUCAUCCACGCCGUCUCCCCUCUGGUGUCCCAGUCCCAGCCCAUACUCAAGCUCCUGGCAGCUGUGGCCAAGUCCCAGUACUGUGCACAGAUCAUUGUCCUGUGGAACUGUGACAAGCCUCUCCCUGCAAAGCACCGCUGGCCUGCCACCACAGUGCCAGUCAUCGUCAUUGAGGGAGAGAACAAGGUGAUGAGCAGCCGCUUCUUGCCCUACGAGACCAUAGUGACCGACGCAGUCCUCAGCCUGGAUGAAGACACAGUGUUGUCCACCACAGAGGUGGACUUUGCCUUCACUGUCUGGCAGAGUUUCCCAGAGCGCAUCGUUGGUUACCCUGCCCGCAGCCACUUCUGGGACAGCAACAAAGAGCGCUGGGGCUACACAUCCAAAUGGACCAACGAUUAUUCGAUGGUGCUGACCGGCGCCGCCAUCUACCACAGGUAUUACCAUUACCUAUACACCAACUACUUGCCCACUAGUCUGAAGAGCAUGGUGGACCAGUUGGCCAACUGUGAGGACAUCCUGAUGAACUUCCUUGUCUCGGCUGUCACCAAACUGCCGCCCAUCAAGGUCACACAGAAGAAACAGUAUAAGGAGACUAUGAUGGGACAGUCUUCGAGGGCAUCUCGCUGGGCCGAUCCAGACCACUUUGCCCAGCGACAGACCUGCAUGAACAAAUUCGCCAGCUGGUUUGGCGCCAUGCCACUGGUCCACUCCCAGAUGAGACUGGACCCCGUCCUGUUCAAGGACCAGGUCUCCAUCCUCCGCAAGAAAUACAGGGACAUCGAGAGGCUCUGACAGGACCGGCGCCCCCUUGGGGGAGACCCCACACAGGGGGAGGUGCGAGAGACUGACUCAGUGGAGAGUAGAAGGAGUAGUAGGACUACAGCAGGAUGGACAGGGAGCGACACAGCUCUUUCUUCCACUCAGCACAUUGCCAAUGACCACAGCGCCGCUGCUGCCAGGACUUGACGCGGGAAGGGAUGAAUAGGAAACAAGCAGAUGGCGUUUGGAUUUGAAAAACACAAACAAAAAACGCAAACACAGACAGACAAAGAGGAGAACACAAACUGAUGGACAAGCCAAACAGUACUGUAUGUUUCGCAAAUGUGCAAACACACAGCACACACUACUGACGACGAGAACUCUUGAAUAGAAUAUUUUUUUGUACAACACGAACAAGGACGAUAUUGACUUUCCUGCUCUUUCGGCACAUGUACAGGACGGUAGAAGAGGGAAGGUGUCCAUGAUUGCAAACCUGGCAACCCCGCCCACCACAAAUCCUACUGGUCACCCCUAGCAACCCCAGUCUGCAUCAGGACAUAAUACCUGGACUCACUACCAAAACCCUUGCUUUAUAGCCUGGGAAACCCUGUUCUUUAGUUGCUUUGAUUUCAUUGUACAAAUCAGCUCUCUGUAACACUGUCAACCCUUUUUCCUCGCUCCGAGGUUUUUUAAAUCGGAGCAUCAUCAGUUUUUAAUAUUUUCUUUUUUGAGACAGAAAAGGUUAACAGCAGUGUCCAACCUGUUAUUACAAGGUUUUCAUUGAAAAGAAGCCAUUAUCUCCUGAUAUUCUCAGCUAUCGACACACAUCCUUGAGCCUCAAGUCUGAAAACAUCCUGUCUGUCCUAUCCUUGGCUCAUUCCUUGAUGUGCUGAUAUGGCUUUUAUAAUGGUCUAUUUGCUUCCCUGUUAUCACUAAGAUAAGUUAGAAAAACAUUUCGUUUCAUAUCCCAUUUUCCUCUCAUACUCACCAUGGCAUUUGUACUUUUUCUUAUCUUUUUUUUUCCCACUUGCUUUCAUCAUCUUUUCUUUACCCCUUCAAACUCUCUACUUUCACUCUUCUUUGUGCGUAUGUGUGUGUUGUGUGUACAGAGCCUUGAAAAGUUGGUUCAUCCAACCAUAAGCUCAAGCAGAGUACAUUUUCCCUCCGUUGGAAUGAGCGAAAUGAACAUUUCUGGAUGAAAUGGAGCAGAACGCUGCAUUCUAACCCAAACUCGUUUCACCCUUUUUUUUUAACUUCCUGCACGGCCUCACAGCACUAUCCUUACAGGGAGAAAAUUUCAGACUAUAGCAGGUCUUUAGUGACCAGCAUCAUUUCACAGGAGUGCUUAUAGAGAGAUGUUUUUUUUUAAUGCUUAGAGCAUCAGUGCCAUUCUGACAUCAGGGUCUGCCUUUAAAAUUGUUUAUUGCACAUCACGUUGCCUACAUCAGUCUGAGACGCCUAGAUGUUCUCCUCUUGAAAUAUUCUAGUCAUCAGUCCGAUGUGGCUCUCCUGCCACCAUUACUUCUUUUCUUUUUUUCGCUCUCUGUCUCUCUCUCCCCCGUGACAUAUCAGAGAACCUCAGAGCCAUUAAAUUGACAGAAGGUUUUAUCCUCCAUUUGUCAGGCAGAGAUACGUUUGGGCUUCAAUUAGGUAAACCUAUUUCAUUUGGAGUGCUGUUUUAUUCCCGGGGGACAAUCUGUUGCUGAAACACUCUAACAUUAUGGACCAUUGUGUUGUGAAAGCAGCGACCCACAAACAUGACCUGCUGGCUAAUGCUAGCCUUGGGAGGACAGCUUUCCCCCCUCCCUCCCUUCCUCCCUCCCUAACACACCCUCCCUUGCGGCCCUGCUUGUCCUUUACUUAUAAACAGCUGCUCAUAUCGUUGUUGUAUCCACAUCAAACCGCCUGACAUUUUGCACCUUAAAUUACCUUAUUGGUAUCAGACAACCAGAUCAAAAUGCUAAAAUAAGCUCUCUCAACCUUUUUAAUUGAUCACUUCAAAGGGAGAGGCUGUCAGAGAAAAUGGCUGGCUCAUAGCGGAGCUGCUGCGUGCUGUCAUUAGGUCUGCGUGCAGCCCCAGAGCACAGACGGUCCACUCACACUCACAUUUAGUCUGCAGACACUUGAAUGAAAGCAGCGUGCUUUUAGUGGCCUUUCUGUCAGGCAGGCAUUCAGCUUAAUGUCUCAGCCAAAGCUUUUCAGGGUGUGUGCUAAUCGGUAGCUGUCAUCGACAUCAAUCAGUAUCAGUGUCACACAUUCAAUGACUGUUUUUACUUUUUCAUUAAUUUACGUUUUGUUCUACAAAGAGUUUAUGUAAAAUGUAUUGUAAAGCCUUUACAGUGUCAACAAUGGGGAUGCUCAUGCUUUCAGGUGUCAUAAUCCAAAUACUGCCACAGCAAAGCUACUCUGUUCCAGCAGAUCAUAUCAAACCCAGCAGGACUAUCAUGUUUUUUUUUUUUUCCUCACACCAUUGUUUUGAAUAUAAUGUUUGUAUUUAAAUUCUGGAUUGUGAUUUUUUUUUUAUUUUUUUAUUUUUUUUACUUUUGCCAGGAGAGAUUUAUGAUCCAUUUAAUGUGAGUCACAACAAAGUGUUCGAUCAUCUACAGUAUGUGAUUAUGGGAAAAACAUACUCCUCACUUGGUCUGCAUCUGGUCCCUAUUUCAUCUUCACAGAACCAUAUUGUUUGAAUCCAUAUCAAGUCUUUUAUGUUAGAUUUUUUUUGAAUCACUGUUGUUGAUUAUCUCAUGAGAACCACGUCCCCCAGCUUUGCAAAAAAAAAAAAAGAAAAAAGAAAAAAAAACACCACCCAUUUCAAAUCCCUGCAACUGUCAGCAUUGUACAUAGACAUAUAUUUAUUUUUUUGGGAAAAAAAAAAAAAGACUGUGUACGAUUUGAGAUGACGUGGCGAAUACAUGAGACUGAUUCUGCAUCGCUGAGGGGAGUUAAUGGUAUUUAUUCAUUUUAUUUUCGACACACUGUGCACAUUAAUCCACAGAUGCCGAUAUAAAGCUCAUAUUAUGUUUCACUUUGCAUUGGUUUUCCAGGGAAACAUCUAUCACACUCGAUCACUUUCUCGUACAGAAGUUGCCCGAGAGAGAGAGAGAAAGGGGGAACAUUUUCAGAGUCGUCGUAGCAGAGCUUCAACUCCUGAAAAGAUUGCAUACACCAGUGAUAUAGAAUUGGAUUGGGCCGCACCAUCUUGGCUCUCCAUGGGAGUCAAAUUGCAAAGUCCCAAUAAAGACUACGCCAACUGAAACAUGGAAAAUAAUAAGCAGCUGGGUCCCCUGUACCAGAUGGAAACAUUUUCAGAUCCUGCUCUAACAUCUUCCCCCAAUGCAUUACAAUAAUGGGUCUGGGGCUCUGACACAGUUGUUUAAAUUGCCUCUUUCACAGCCUGCGUUUCAGGUCAGAUAAACUUGGCAGCAGACUCUGUCCCAUCUUUCAGUUGGCGUGCCGUACAGUGUGUCAUCAGAGUGUGAUGGAUGCGAGUUAGGCCACAAGGAAAACCUCUGCAUCCACUUAAAAAAAAAAAAAAAACGCCUGUCAUUUGAUCUGGAGGAACAUUAUGCAAGUUAUCAUUGUGCGCUUCAACACAGAUGGAAGAAGGUUUACCCAAAAUGUGCCAGGCAGUUGGUGUUUAUAGCGACGGCGGCAUGUGUUCUGGAAACUAGUCUGUUCUUGAUUUGUGCCUUUUAUCAACAUUUGAGUUCUUGACAUGCCAAGCACGGUCUGUCCCACACUAUUUCCAGUAGACGGGCAACAAUAGCACCCCCCACCCACCCACCCCCCCGAACAGCCCUGCCUUCAUACACUGGAUGAGACACAGCAUUCCAUUCUCUUACUACAAACACCCCGUUUUCAUCUUUGUGUUUGGACACUGUUGCCAAGGCGACCACGCAUGACCACUUCCUGUUUGGGAUUAUUUAUCAGCGAUUGGCUGUAUCACGCUACCAAUCGGUAGCAGUAAUAUCUGUUGAUCUGUAAGGACUCGGUCAAGCCCAGCUGUCCUGAUGCCUUCUCCUCCCUCCUACCUUGUAAUUAACAGAAGACUUUUAUAGAGGUCACAAAUGAAAUAGAUAAAUGCCAAUUUUGUAAGAAUGAUUUAUAAAAAAAAAAUAAACUCAUAUUUGAUGAUAAAUGCAUCUCUUUGUGUUAUUUUUUUAACAGGCUGUGUUUACAUGGUUUGACUCAAAUACAACAGUUAUUUUUGUUUUCUGGUAUAAAUCAUGCUGAACGAGUUUCCAAGCUGGAGCUGAGUAUCGGUCCUCAAUACAUUUUUUUUUUUAUACCAACCACAAUCAAAUACCAUCAAGAACUGAAAACUGUCAUUGAAUGUCCGGUCAGAUUCAUAAUUGCUUAAUUACACUGUAUUCAGAGCACAACCAAUCCUGGAUUAUUGAGACAAAUACCUAUCAUUAUUUGAGAGUUCAAUAAUCAACAGAUAUUCAUGAUGAUUAAAGAGUUGUACCAAAGGUAACAUUUUACACUUGGAAAAACAAGCUUGUUAGGGCUUUCUGGUGGACAUGUACAGAUGUUGCUAAAUUAACACAGAUGUAUCGUUAGCAUUGUUAUAGAGCAAUUUCUUAUUGGCUGACAUAAAUGCUGCACCACAUGGACCCUAAAAAGAUAACUAGUGCAUAGAGGACAGCUAAUGGGGAUACAAAAAACUAAAUACAUAAACAGACCAAUAGAUCUGUGACUAUUGAUCUGAGAACUGAUCUCAAUUACGAUCUUGUAAUUGAUCUGAUCAAUGUAAGUAAAUGAUCUCUGAUCUAAUAAAUUUUGCCGAUUUUAGAAUAUUUUUAAGUUAAAACACAAAUAGAGACCUUUCUUUCUUUUCUCUAUAUUUAAACAACAUUCAUUAUUUGGUAACUGUGGCUUCUUUGUUAUAUUAAAAAGAAGUUUGUAGCAAAACAUAAUUUACAUUUCUCAGAGUAAACUGUUGAUAUAAGUAUUGUUUUGGUACUGAUACUGAAACUAUAUUGCGAUACCAUUAAAACUACACAUUAUGAGCAGAAGCACAGAUUCCAUGCUGAGUUAAGGGCUUUGUCUCAAAUCUUUUAAAAAAUUUGUCUGGAACAAGCAAAUAGGGGAAAACAUGCUUUAGUUUGUACUCGGCUUAACAGCUUCACUAUCAGUCUCUUCACCUGUGAAAGUCUACAAGACAGUGACGGAGAAUGAGUACAUCAAAAAGUUGAUUUAAACCCUUUACAUACACAUUAGUAAGGACAUUACAGGAUAUUAUCUGUAACCGUCUGAGGAUUCUUAUUUUUUCUGCCCAUGAACAAACACACUGACGGCGUGAUAAGAGGCUGCGCUGACACAGAGGAGACUGAUGGUUUGUAUUUUCGUGCUUGCUUUUGUGCUCACACUGUCAACAUCAGAGCGUAACCCUGAACAUUUGUAUUCGCUUCAUCAUUUGCGACGGUGUGUGCAUGGACAAGUACUCAGGCCCUGACCUCAGCCUCAGCUGAAUGAGAACACACUCCAUUUGUACAGUAAUAAUAGUCCCGCAAUGCUGCAUUGCCCUCGGAGAUAUAAUAACCACCCCUGUAUUAGACCACUGAGGAGGGGUUUAUUAGUCACUACUCAGAGCAUUGAUUUUUUUUUUCUUCUCUGCUGAAAGCCUCCUCAUUGCUCCAACACUGCAUCUGUCCUUUUGUGUCUCCCUGAGGACAAUGGCCUCAUAACACAUCUUAGAUAUGACCCCAGCUUUGCUCUGAAUUAUUAAACACACCCAUAUCAGACACUGAUAUUCUCAUGCAUAUCUGUGACCUAACAGUGGUGCCUUAUGCCUGCGUGUGUGUGCACACAUGUACUCACAUUUUAGCUCCUUUUUUUUUUUUUUUUUAAGUUAAAACACAAAUAGAGACCAAAAUCUCCACCCACUUGACUUGGCUGGCUUCUUAUUUAAAAAAAAAAAAAAAAAAGGGCUGUAUUUAUCAAGUAUAUCAAAGUAGGAAAUCAGUCCUAAGAGGCCAAAAAGUAAAUCUGGAGUACAGGCAUUUCAUCAAUCUUCCUAACUUAAAGAACAACUUCUAUUUCUGCUAAUUAGGAAAGCUCCUGAGGUGUCCUAACAUGUUAGAAGUUGCCAAGAGAUGGUGUUCAGGCAGAAACUUUCACUGAUGACUAUGAGCUUGUUAAAAAAAAAUCAAAUUUUGGCAAAAAAAAUUAAAUCUUCUGACCGACCUUGUGAAGGAUGCAAAAGAAUGUGGAUGCUCUCACCAACCAUAAUCUUUGCAACCUCACAUCGCCAGGAGGGAAACUGCAGCUUUGAAACAGCGAUGAUUUGGAUCAUGUGUCGCAACCAGGUCUGCGGUAAUAAAUCUAACUUUGAUCACUCAUACAACUCCUCAGAUAACUGUCAGGUUUAUUUACUUUCAAACCACUCAGCGUGAAGUUAUGGAUAAGCAAGCUGCGCUCAUGCAUAUCAGGUGUUUAUUUAUUUAAUCAUUCAUCUAAAAUUACCUACGGCUAAACGACGGUAUGUUUAUACUGUUACUGUGUCAGAUGAUAUCAGCUUUUGGCAGAUAUAUUGAUAUCUGUGAAGAUGUCAACCACAAGAAAUUAUAGCACAGAAAUGCCAAAGUAGGUCUGAGGUCAUUUAGAAAUAGUGUCACCAUUGGUAUUUGUUCACCAGAGAGCUCUGACAAGUUCUGUCUAUAAAAAAAAACACAAAUCUAAUGAAUCUGUAUCAAGAUUGUUUGUUCAUGUCAUGCAUUUAUGUUUUAAAAAAAUAAAGAAAUAGGCAAAUAUAUAACAUUACCAGGUCUGUCUCAAAUAUCAAUAUACGAGUCAGCCUCAAAAAUCCAGUCGGGCUGGAGCCAGAACACAAAUAAGUAAUUUCCCCACCUAUAGGGACACGCCAGUUAACAGAGGGUGUAGUUGUAAGUUAAACUGGCAAACGGAAGAGAAAAUAAAGUCCAUGUUUUCAGUGGAAAUGUGCCCACAGCCUUGUUUACAACAGAUUCGAGAUGUGGUGGCAAUAUAGGCCGUGUAAAAACUGGAGCAGGAUGUGUCGUACAGCUGAAUCCAAUUAUUUACUAUUUGAUAUUGUGCAGUACAUACAUACACACACUCAUGCCAGUGUUUGCUUACAGCCCACUGCAAAUGGCUUAUUCAUAAACACCAUCAUAAAAGUUAAGCUAUUAAUUCAUUUUGGCUUGUUUUUGCAUAUACAGUACAGAUAACUCAGUUGUCUAUGGUAUUUCCCAUUCAAGUGAAUGGGAAAGUGGUCUUAUAGGCCCCACUGUAUAUAAAAUUAUAAACUGUAUCAUAAAGUCCACUUUGUGGCUGCAAGUGUCAUAAAAGAGGAAUGUCACACUCUCUCAGGAGCAACCCCUCUUUCUUGCUCAAAGAAAUCCAUCCAUCAAGCCAUCAGUUUUCUGCCCCCUAUCCAGCUAAGCAAGGUAGUCCAGACAUCUCUCUCCCCAGCAACGUUAUCCAGCUCCUCCUGGGGAAACCCGAGGCAUUCCCAGGCCAGAUGAGAUAUGUAGUCUUUCCAGCGUGUUCUGGGUCUACCAGGGGGGCUCUUACCAGUUGCAAGAAUACAUCCAAUAAAAAGCAGCUAAGAGGAAUCCUGAUCGGACGCCCAAACCUCUACUCCGAGCUCCCAACAGAUGCCUAAGCUCCCUACCCUUUCUGUAACGGUGAGCCCAGCCACCUUACAGAGGAAGCUCAUUUCAAUCUCAUUCUUUUGGUCACCAUCCAGAGUUCAUGACUAUAGGUGAGGGUUGAAACAUAAAUCAACUGCUAAAUAGACAGCUUUGCCUUCCGGCUUAACUCCCUCUUCACCACAGCGGUCCGGUACAACGACCACAUUAUUACUGACACUGAACCAAUCUGCCUCCAACCUGAACAGAGCGGCGCUCUUCCUCAGCCUCGUGGGUAGCCUCGCAGCCACCCGGCAACAAACACCCUGGGCAACUCCUUCUCCCAGGAGUUUGGUUCCCGAGACAGUGCUAUGCGAGAAGGUGAGCCCAAUUAUAUCUAGUAGGUACCGCUCCAUCUCCCGCACUAACUCUGGCUCCCUUUCCACCACGUUCCUAGGAUGAUGUGAAGCUACUAUGAAUGAAACUCAACACUCUUCCACUUGCAGUCCUCCUUUUAUAGUUGUAUUUCUGUGGUGGGUAUGACAUAAGUCUGUUGUUGCAAUAUUGGAAUUUGUGCUGUGGAAAUGUACACUACACUAAAUUUACUAUCUGAGCUGUUAUUGUAGGCUACAGAUAAUUCCUACUCCCUAAACAUUUCUUUACACAGCCUUUAUUUGUUGGUGCUGGCUGCUUCCCUUGCUAUUAUUUGAAUACCAGCUUUUAUAUUUUACUUUAAAAAGGUAAAUAACUCUCAGAGGUAGGAGUGUGUUUAGUGCCGGGUUAGCUGUUUUACCAAAUACUCAACGCACUGAUAUCGAAAAAACGCAAAACACAGCAAUGGCUUUUAAAAAAAUCACAGCAAAAUUUAUAGAUCAGCAGAAUCUUUAACACAUUAUUAUAACAUGUCAAAUCCAAUCAGAGCGAAAUAUUAAUAAGUUUACAUCAAAUAAAAAAAUCAGAUCUAUAUAGUAAGAAUAAGAUUCAUGAAUUUGCCACAGUGUCUGUCUUUCUUAUUAAAGUUCUUGGAGGUGAUAAAAAACUUUUUUUUUUUUUUUUUUUAAUUUAGGACUUCAGACAA